This is a messenger RNA of Symbiodinium necroappetens, 1014 nucleotides long. NCBI's taxonomy places the organism in Eukaryota, Dinophyceae, Suessiales, Symbiodiniaceae. The record is from the annotation of a GenBank genome assembly.
AUGAAACUGGGACUGGCACUCGGCUACUGGGGCUCACAGCCGCCCACCAACCACAUACAACUGGCACAGGAGGCUGAACGCCUGGGAUACGAUUCGGUAUGGACUGCCGAAGCUUAUGGUUCUGAUGCAUUGAGCCCGCUCGCCUGGAUCGGCGCCAAUACCAGCACUAUUCGUCUGGGCACCGGGGUGAUACAGCUGUCGGCGCGCACCCCGACAGCAACCGCAAUGGCUGCCAUGACCAUGGAUCACCUCUCCAACGGCCGUAUGAUAAUUGGUCUGGGGGUAUCCGGACCACAGGUUGUCGAGGGCUGGUACGGCGGUCCGUUUGCCAAACCCCUGGCGCGAACCAGAGAAUAUAUCGACAUCAUGCGUCAGGUCAUCGCGCGCGAGGAACCUGUCGCCAACCAAGGCGAACAUUACCCUCUGCCUUAUCAAGGGGAAGGGUCCUGGGGGCUAGGCAAACCUUUGAAGUCGAUCCUGCAUCCUCUACGUAAAGAAAUUCCUAUUUUCAUGGGUGCCGAAGGCCCAAAAAAUGUGGCGUUGGCCGCAGAGAUUGCAGAUGGCUGGCUGCCCCUUUACUACUCUCCGUUCCGCCAGGAGGUCUAUGCACCUUCGCUGUCCAAUGCCAAAGCAGACUUCGAGAUCACCCAGGGUGUAGUGGUCAACAUUACUGAUGAUGUUGAAGCCGGUCUGCAGCCGGUGAAACACAUGCUGGCACUUUAUGUCGGCGGCAUGGGUGCCAAAGACCGCAACUUCCACAAAGAACUUGUCAGCCGCAUGGGUUUUGAAGCCGAAGCACAGAAAGUUCAGGAUCUGUUUAUGGCAGGGAAAAAGGACGAGGCCGCUCAAGCUAUUCCUGACGCCCUGGCAGACGAGAUUUCUCUGGUGGGACCCAUCGAUAAGAUCAAAGAUCGCCUGCAGGCAUGGGACGAGACGCCAGUAACCUCGCUGACCGUGUCCGCGCGCAGUUCAGCUCAACUGCAGACCCUCGCAGAGCUGGUUCUCGAUCGCUAA